Messenger RNA from Psammomys obesus (fat sand rat), 1680 nucleotides. It is a transcript of the gene Has3, whose product is annotated as hyaluronan synthase 3. Gene Ontology annotation, biological process: hyaluronan biosynthetic process; extracellular matrix assembly. The coding region runs from base 16 to 1680 and encodes 554 amino acids. The transcript has 4 exons. Lineage: Eukaryota; Metazoa; Chordata; Mammalia; Rodentia; Muridae. Gene Ontology annotation, molecular function: hyaluronan synthase activity. The record is from RefSeq and is a predicted model, not a curated record.
GCCGCCGGCCCGGAGAUGCCGGUGCAGCUGGCUACAGCCCUGCGUGUGGUGGGCACCAGUCUGUUCGCCCUGGUGGUACUGGGGGGCAUCCUGGCGGCCUAUGUGACAGGCUACCAGUUUAUCCACACAGAAAAGCACUACCUGUCCUUCGGCCUUUACGGUGCCAUCCUGGGCCUACAUCUGCUCAUCCAGAGUCUGUUUGCCUUCCUGGAGCACCGGCGCAUGCGCACAGCAGGGCGCCCGCUGAAGCUGCACUGCUCUCAGAGGCAACGCUCAGUGGCACUCUGCAUCGCUGCCUACCAGGAGGACCCUGAGUACCUGCGCAAGUGCCUGCGCUCGGCUCAGCGCAUCGCCUUCCCAAACCUCAAGGUGGUCAUGGUAGUGGAUGGCAACCGCCAGGAAGAUGCCUACAUGCUGGACAUCUUCCAUGAGGUGCUGGGUGGCACUGAGCAAGCUGGCUUCUUCGUGUGGCGUAGCAAUUUCCAUGAGGCAGGUGAAGGGGAGACGGAGGCCAGCCUGCAGGAAGGCAUGGAGCGUGUGCGAGCCGUGGUGUGGGCCAGCACCUUCUCAUGCAUCAUGCAGAAGUGGGGAGGCAAGCGUGAGGUCAUGUAUACAGCCUUCAAGGCCCUUGGCGACUCAGUGGACUACAUCCAGGUGUGUGACUCUGACACCGUGCUGGACCCAGCCUGCACCAUCGAGAUGCUUCGAGUCUUGGAAGAAGAUCCCCAAGUAGGGGGUGUUGGAGGAGAUGUCCAAAUCCUCAACAAGUAUGAUUCGUGGAUCUCCUUCCUGAGCAGUGUGAGGUACUGGAUGGCCUUCAACGUGGAGCGGGCCUGCCAGUCCUACUUUGGCUGUGUCCAAUGCAUUAGUGGGCCUUUGGGCAUGUACCGCAACAGCCUCCUUCAGCAAUUCCUGGAGGACUGGUACCAUCAGAAGUUCCUAGGCAGCAAGUGCAGCUUUGGGGAUGAUCGGCACCUCACCAACCGAGUCCUGAGUCUUGGCUACCGGACUAAGUAUACAGCACGCUCUAAGUGCCUCACAGAGACCCCCACUAAGUACCUUCGAUGGCUCAAUCAGCAGACCCGCUGGAGCAAGUCUUACUUCCGGGAAUGGCUCUAUAACUCUCUGUGGUUCCAUAAGCACCACCUCUGGAUGACCUAUGAAUCAGUGGUCACGGGCUUCUUUCCUUUCUUCCUCAUUGCCACAGUCAUACAACUCUUCUACCGUGGCCGCAUCUGGAACAUUCUCCUCUUCCUGCUGACGGUGCAGCUAGUGGGCAUUAUCAAGGCUACAUAUGCCUGCUUCCUUCGAGGCAAUGCAGAGAUGAUCUUCAUGUCUCUUUACUCCCUUCUCUAUAUGUCCAGCCUCCUGCCAGCCAAGAUCUUUGCCAUUGCCACAAUCAACAAGUCUGGCUGGGGCACUUCCGGCCGCAAAACCAUUGUAGUGAACUUCAUUGGCCUAAUCCCGGUGUCCAUCUGGGUGGCAGUUCUUCUAGGCGGAUUAGCCUAUACUGCUUAUUGCCAGGACCUGUUCAGUGAGACUGAGCUAGCCUUCCUAGUCUCUGGGGCCAUCCUGUAUGGCUGCUACUGGGUGGCCCUCCUCAUGCUGUACCUGGCCAUUAUUGCCCGGAGGUGUGGGAAGAAGCCAGAACAGUAUAGCCUGGCUUUUGCUGAGGCGUAA